Messenger RNA from Mycetomoellerius zeteki, 4890 nucleotides. Its product is annotated as 43 kDa receptor-associated protein of the synapse homolog. Gene Ontology annotation, biological process: positive regulation of neuromuscular synaptic transmission; synaptic transmission, cholinergic. Gene Ontology annotation, molecular function: protein-membrane adaptor activity; acetylcholine receptor binding. Bases 3104 to 4735 code for a protein of 543 amino acids. Lineage: Eukaryota; Metazoa; Arthropoda; Insecta; Hymenoptera; Formicidae. The transcript has 10 exons. The record is from RefSeq and is a predicted model, not a curated record. Gene Ontology annotation, cellular component: neuromuscular junction; plasma membrane.
GUUGGGUCGUGUGUUGCGGGCUGCUGCGGCUCGGGCGCGACAGUUCUGCUCCGGCCACCGACGGUGGAUUUUCGCGGGUGCCGCGCGGCGUACCUCCGCGAGAGGACCAACCCCAUACGCGCGCCAGCGAGAGAGACGGAAAGAGAAAGAGAGAGAAAGAGAGAGAAAGAGAAAGAAGGAGAGACAGGGGUUGGAGAGAGGAGGGUGUGUGAGCGCGCAGCGGGCUCCUCUCUCGAUCCGCAUCGCGCGCCCGUAACCUUCCGCGGCCUCGGCUGUCCUCGUUGCCGAUAACGAGCGGUCGCGGGACGGUUUUCCGCGCGCGCGGCGGCAGAGCGGUGGCCAAAGACGGAGCGGCGGGGACGGCGAACGAAGGAGACGGUGGAGACGGUGGUACAAACGACGGAAGGGGGACAAGGCCGGAACGCGACGGCCUGAAACCGAGACGAACGGGGGAUCAAUCAACGACGGCAUGAGGAGACGCCUCGGGGCGCCCACCACGGCUACUGUCUCAUCGUCAGCGAGCGGGAACGGCCGCGUUGCCAUCGUUAUUACGCGCCGCUGCUUGGCCUACGAACGUACGCGAGCGCUCGGCGCGCGAUGGGCGCCAGAUACGAACGCUGACUGCCUGACGGACGUGUCCACCUCGUCGCGACCACCUCGGACGGGGCUCCGGUUGUUCCACAUCUAAAUCGCGCUUUCUCGCGCGAGCUUCUCAUACAAGAGACACCGGCCGAAUCUCGACGGAUACGCGAGUUCCUUGGGAACGACGAGGGAAAGGAGAGAGACGCACGAGAGAAUUCUAAGGGCUAAACAACACGCGUAUUUCGCUGCUGUUGUUGCUACUGCGCUAAUACUCCGUUGUAAACGAUAUGUAGAAAGAUACGUAACGAGACAAAGAAAUCUUCCCCACGCACACACGUGGCGUGUAAACAUCUCGAGAUAACCGCCGAAACGGAAGGGAAGAAACAACGUCAACGGUUUAUGGAAUUAGGAGAACGCUCGAUGGAUCCGCCCGGAAUCUCGCGAACGGGAAUUCGCGUAUCUCACUUGCGCGAGCUCUCGCGAAGUUAGAACGUUCCACGGUAGAAGGGAGGUUUCGGAGGGGGAGAAAAAGCGCGCCGGGGGUCACCGACGAUAACUGGGACACCGCGGGCCGACGCGAUCCUAGUUUCGGGGACAACGCGUCCCUUAACCUUCUAGGUGCUGAACACGCGUCAAAACUGAGGAAAGUUUUAUAAAAAAAAAAUAGUACGAGAAGAAAAAGAGAAAUUUAAAAAGGAAAAAAAAAGACGAUCGUUUUCCGUGGCACGUUUUCACCGUCGAUUAAUCGUCAUUACUUCACGUCGAUUCACGUAGAGCAUUAAUAAAUGUGAGUGAUAUAUCGCAAUAUCGUACGAAAUCUCUCCAUCCCUGUCGUUACUCUUGAAAAGCAGCGAAAAGAUUUAAUCGUAUUUUAAGGCUUAAACGCACGUUCAGCACCGUCCCACACGCCGGAAUAAUUUGGGGCGACCGAUUACUGUACUUAGUACAGUGAAACAUUAAAUACGUUCGAUAAGAAAAAACAAGUGCGUAUACACGCAUGUACAUACGGGUACACACAUACACGCACACAAACGCGGAACACCGCACGGAUCUAUAUAUUAGAAGAUACAUGUAAUAUACAUACAUGUUAAAAGUUUAUUUAAAUACAUCGUAGAUAAAAUAUAUAUAUAUAAAUAUUAUACGUGUGUUAACCUUUUCAUAGAGAUCUAAAUAACGACGUUGACAAAUUACAUAGUAUAUCACGUUACGCGAUUCUCGAUAAUCAAAUAUCGAUAAAUUCGACCGCACGAAAACCGUACACGCUGAAAAAAAAAUUAUAUUCGCGGGAGAGAGAAACUCCCAGAAAAUUAAGAGUCGUACAACCGAGAAACGCGAGCGAGCGAAACGUGAGAAGCGAAGAAAAGUUACUCGCUCCUACGAAGCAGUUUACGCACUCCUACGAGGGCGAACAGGGUGACAGAGGGAGAGAAGAAGGCGAUACUUAAAUACUUGUACCGUGAGACUCGAGCGGUCGUAUGUUACAUGUGGUAACGAGUCGAAUACCUGAAUACAAUCCUUAUCGAUCAGCUGAUCGGAGAAACUGCCACGAAACAAUUUGCCAAUUACGUUAACGGAAAAAGAAAGAGAGGAACUCCCAACGGAACUCUCUAUUUCUCGUCAAUGCGCGCAAGUACUCGCGCGAGUCCACGGUGCUCAAUUAGGCAUAUAAGUACAAAGACACGCGGGCGUGCAAAUUAUUUUUCUCGACCGAGGUGUGCAUCCCUAUACGUUAGUAAAUAAGCGCAUCGAGUCUGUCCAAAAAGAAAAAAAAAAGAAAAUCCCCUGAGUGAGGAAAUCAACUCAAACGAGACAAAUCCUCGAUCUACCUCAAUGACUAUCGGCUCAGCUCCACUCCCUUCGAACGUACAUCCUACGACAAGGAAUCCUUAAGGAACAAUUACAUAAGCGAAUCUCUAAAUCUAAUUGAAAGUCCUAGAACUUAAAAUCUUCCAUCGAUCUUCGACUGUUAUUACUUCGUAUUGUCGGAGCAAGAUAUCCUUUCACGUUCCAUCGCACAAAUUAUUGAAGUAGAGUUUCUCUCGAUCGAACUCGAGAGACUUUUCGGCGAGUGUUUGAUUCCGUUCGCUACCGAUGCGAGUGUUUUGGCGCUAUCAAACAUGAGAAACGCCAAAUAAAUUUGUAAGAUGAUCGAUAUAAGCAGACGCGCAGUCCUUGUAUGUUUUGAGUCGCGCGAAAUCACGAUUAUUGUUCGCACAAUCCUCGAGCUCGUUGGGCGAUAGAUAAGAUUCGAUAGCAAUCGUUACAUACAUCGAGUACCAGUCUUUCGGAUCGAUUGAAUGCGGACGAUUAAAGUCUCAAGCACGUUGCAUCGUGCGUGAUCACGCGUUGUGCAAAUUUGCAAAAUCAAGAAAGUGAUAUGCUUUAUCUCACGCGGGUGCGCGGACGUGAUAAUGCUGGCGGCGAGAGAUGGGAUUAGAGCGUCAAGAGGAAGAGAAAGAGAGAAGAAACAGCUGCACCGCGAGACGGAGAGAAAAAGUCGCACCAAGAAAGACGCACAGCCAUGUCAUGGGAGUCUAUUUCGUCCAGGGAUUACCUCGGCGGAUCGGCGAGUCAUCAGCUCUCGGCGACCGCACUGUUGGGUAGCCCUGAUGGAUCGAGACAUCCACUCGAUGUCUGCGAAUUCACUGAAGAGGAUUAUCGACAUCAAAAUGGAAACGGUAAUAACGGUCAUUACCAAAAUGGCAGAUCGGGCACUGGUAUAUGGGAAUGUCUCGUAAGCUGCAGAAAGCGGCUCGAUCAACAAUUAGCACGAAGGAGGGUGGAGCAAGGCUUAAAAUUGUACAGGGCUCAUAAACAACAAGCCGCGGUUAGAAAAUGGAGGGGCGCCUUGAAGAGUAUCAGACAUCGCGAGGAUAAAUUCGCUCUUCUCGGUUACUUGUAUCAAGCGUAUAUGGAUUGGGGCAAAUACAGAGAUAGCAUCGAAUUCGGUAACAAGCAAUUAUGCAUUUCGGAGGAAUUGGAUUCGCCGAACAUGCGGGCAGAAGCGUAUUUAAACUUGGCCAGAGCUCAUGAGAGAUUAGGCGCCCUGGAUAGAGCAUUAGAUUACGCUCGGCACAGCUUGUAUAACGAGUGCGAUCAGUGCGCGACUGCUGGAUUAGUUCACUUAACCGUAGGCAGAGUCCACUUAGAGCUAGCAGGAUUCUGUAAAGCCUUGGAAGCAUUUCAAAGAGCCCACAAAAUCGCCCACUCCAUUCAAGAUCCCUCCUUAGAAUUGCAGGUAUACGUCGGUCUAUCGGAACUUUUCUGCAGAUUACAGGACGCGGAUAAGAGCGCAAGAUACGCGGCGAGAGCUUACGAUCUUUCCAGAAGUUUACAGCUGGGAGAUCUGAAUUCGCGUCACCAUAGGGCGGCGUUAUUACAAAUGGCCGCGGCGCUCAGGAAAAAGGGCGAGCUUGGAGACGCUCACGAUUACUGUUCGGAGGCAACACGGCUAUCGCUAGUUUCUGGUGACCAGGCCAGUUACGCUCGAAGCAUCCGUAUUAUGGGAGACAUUUACAGAAAGAAAUCGGAUAUAAAUAUGGAUGUUUUGCAGAAAGCAUUCCGACAGUACGAGAGCGCGAUGGGCUCAGCGGCUGCGACCGGUGAUCGACUGUGCCAGAUGGAAGCGAUGGACGGCGCGGCGAGAUGCCUCGAAGUUCUAAGGCUUCAGCACAAGAUAUGCAAUUGCAGACCCCUCGAGUUCAAUACUAGGCUCCUGGAAGUGGCGGGAUCGGUUGGCGCCAAGCUUCUGGUGCGAACAGUCAGGUCCAGAUUGUCGAAAAUUUAUGGGUCUUUGGGAGACGAGGAACAAAAGGGACAUUAUGAGAGAUUGGCGACUGCGAUGGAGGAAGAUUUGGAGUUACGAUGCGGAAGCUGCAACGAACCUUUCGGUCUGGAAGCUGAUUCCCUGGAAGCAUUACCUUGCUCUCACAUAUUACACGCUCGAUGCGCAUAUGACAUCUUGAAGAGACGUGACAAGAAGAAGAAACGUUUAUGUCCCGAUUGCCACAAGUCUGUCAGUUCACGGCUGUACCUGCAUUGCGAAGAUCCUCAUGGCAUGAAUACUCUAAAUCAUAGUUCCUUGAGCCUGGCGUCAUUGAGGGCCAGCAGCCUAGCAACACUUGAGGACUGUCAUGCGACGAGUAGUGUUUAAAAAAAAAACACGCGACAUAUUUCGUUUAUUUUAACGCGUUGGUAUCCGCAUGCGAUUAGAUAAUUUUAAGGAACCAUAAUGUGGAAGAUGAGAAAGCCAAAGGAAAGUAGUACGAUACAAAAAGAUUUAAUGGCAAUAAAAAGUGCACGCCUCGA